Messenger RNA from Chironomus riparius, 2935 nucleotides. The record is from the annotation of a GenBank genome assembly. Lineage: Eukaryota; Metazoa; Arthropoda; Insecta; Diptera; Chironomidae.
UUAAAAGUUGCAUAAUAUCCAUGACAUGAUAGAAACAAUGUUAAAAGGAAAUGAAAGAUCACGAGUAAAUUACGAUAAAAAAAAAUUUCUCGAUGAAGAAGAAGCAAGAACUGCAAUUUUUUCUAUUCGAGACUUUCACUACUUGCAAUUUGCUGUUCUUAGUACUGAAUAAAAUGAAAGAAGAGCCUCAAUCACAUCCCAAAAGAACCGUUAGUAAUAGCCGCUAACCUAUAAACUCAUCGAAUCCAAUAUUGCCAAUGAGUUAUAGCCCGCAUUGUCAUCGUCGAUGAUCAGGUUGUUAGUCUGCCUCAUGUAAAAUUAUUCUAGUUUUCAACUUUUACCAUUCCAUGCCUCAGCCAUUAUAAAAAGCCGAACAAUCCAUGAUCACAAGUUUAAUAGUACGCGAGACGUUUCCGAGUGAGUGUAUCCGUGGUGCAUUACCGUUUCUGUUUAUUUAUUUAUUUUUUUUGUCGUUUUAAAAAAAGAAGCAACAAGAAAAGAAGAAAAUAAAUAAAAAAAAUUUCGAGUACGAAAAGUGAAUGAAGAUGUCAAAAAUUUUAACAUUGCUGUGUCUGUGCUUAAAUUUCAUUUUAACAAAAACAAAUUCAGUGUCGAUGCGCAGCUCAUUACAUAAAUUUAUGGAUAAUGAGGAAUUACAGUUUUAUUUUGGGACUAACUUAAUAAGUUCACUGCCAGAUUAUGAAAUUGUUGACUUGCCAGAAUCUUUAUGGAGUGGUAGAGAAAGUGUUACAGCAAAUGCCGAUGAGGAUGACUCAAAAUAUGUGAAUUUUAAAGUGUUUAAUAAGCAAGUUGAAUUGAAUUUAUUUCCAAAUAAAUACCUUAUAUCGCCAUACACAAGAAUUGUUAAGAAAAGUGGUAAUAAGACAUUAAAUAAAUAUUACGCAAAUAGUAAGCCUAAAUUUUGUCAUUACAUCCAUAACAAUAAUUACUCGACUGCCGCAAUAAGUAAUUGUGAAAGGACUGAAAUUCAUGGAUUAAUUUUCCUUCCGGAUGACUCAUUUGAGAUAUUGCCAUUAACAACAAGAUUAAAAUCAUUAAUGCCUGAAAAUUUACCUGAGGAUGCGACACGAUCCACAGCAUUCACAAAAAUUCCACAUUUAGUAAAGAAAUCGAAAUUUACGAUGGGCACAUUUGAAAAUGAUUUUAUUGUGACAAAUUUUCGUAGACCGUCAGGUAAAAAGCCUCAAAAUAACAACAAGAACAAACGUGAACGUGGAAUUGAUUAUGAUCGACCAACUGUUGAACUCGGACUCUUCUUUGAUGAGGAAUUUUAUAAAAUAUUCUCACCAUUCUUUGAUGAUGAUGAGAAGAAAUUGGAAGACUUCAUUCUGUCGUAUAUAAAUGGUGUUCAGUCCCUCUACCAUCAUCACUCAUUAGGACGUAAAAUUGACUUAACGAUUGUUUAUCUCGAAAUAAUGGAGAAACAACCACAUGAUAUGCCACACGCAUACGGCGAGAGAAACGAAUUACUUGAUAAUUUCUGUGACUAUCAAAAGAAAAUAAAUCCGAAAGAUGAUCGAGACCCUCAACAUUACGAUAUGUCUGUUUAUGUUUCGGGUUUGGACUUCUUUGCGUGGGAUAAGAACAACAAUAAAAAUGGUGUGACUAUGGGACUGGCUACAGUUUCUGGCGUGUGUCAAGAGAAUUACAAUUGUUUGAUCGCUGAAUUCGGAACUAAUAAUCAAUUUGGGCGACCGUAUCCAUCUGCUGGAUUUACUUCUGUUUACAUUUUGGCGCAUGAAAUCGGACAUAAUUUAGGAAUGAACCAUGAUGCUACCGAUAAUUCGUGUUCCAAAGAAGGAUAUGUAAUGUCACCAUCUCGUGGAACUCAAGGAGAAACAACAUGGAGCUCAUGUAGUGCAUCAGUCAUGAGGAAAUUAGACUGGGCUAAAUGUUUAUUCGAUACACCAUCGGUCACAAAAUACGAUGCCUGGAAACAUCACGGAAAACCAGGAAUAAGCUACACAGCCAAAGAUCAAUGUGAGAUUCUUCUUCGAGAUCGUGAUGCAAUUCCAUUCAUUAAUGGACAAGAAUCAACGCUUUGUGAAAAUUUGCACUGUCGGACACCAAAUAGGAGUGGAUUUUACUUCGCUGGACCUGCUUUACCAGGAACUGACUGUGGGAAAGGAAAAUGGUGUGAUGGUGGACAAUGUGUGACUAAAAAUCUGAAUUCUCUUACUUCUACGACGAGUAGAAGCACAACUAAAGCAACAAAAGCCACAACAUCAGUUACGACACAAAAGCCAGCAUAUAAGCCUACAACCAAACCUGUAUCUAAGCCUACAAUAAAGUCUACAGUGAAACCUGCAUCAGAGCCAACACCAAUUCCAUACAUGACUAAUAAUUGCAAGUCUCCAUGCUUAAAAGCCAGCAAGGGUGUUCAACCAGCAAUCAGAAGUUGCAUCAAAGGAUCAAAAUGUGAUGGAACUCUAAUAAAUCUAGAAAUUUGUGAUGACCGAAAACUUUGUUCGACUCGUAAGACAGUCGUUGAAUAUGGAACGCAAAAAUGUAGAGAAUUCAGCAGGAAGUUAAAUAAUGUUGACAGCAAAGGAUUAGGACUUCAAGCAUACUACGAACCAUUACGACUUUGGAUGCCAUGCACAAUAUUUUGCAAACAUAAAAAUAAUACGUCUUAUUUUACACCGAGAGUUGAACUUAAUAAGCUAGGAAUUGAUGGAUAUUUUCCAGAUGGAACGUGGUGCCAUAGAGAGGGAAAUGUAGAUUAUUAUUGUUUACAUCAUCAUUGUUUACCACAGGACACACAAAUUAGCAAAACUCAAAUCCAUCCACUUACAAAUGUUGUGCUACCAGAAGAAGCUUUUCGACUUCGAUUUGACAGUACGGGAAGUGAAGAACAGAAUGUACAAUUUUUUACAUUUAGACCAUAAAGAUAGCAUUAAUAAAAUUUAUAAUU